Oenanthe melanoleuca is the source of this 4031-nucleotide messenger RNA. RefSeq names its product cadherin 26 (gene CDH26). The record is from RefSeq and is a predicted model, not a curated record. Gene Ontology annotation, biological process: calcium-dependent cell-cell adhesion; cell-cell junction assembly; cell morphogenesis. Gene Ontology annotation, cellular component: plasma membrane; catenin complex; adherens junction. Gene Ontology annotation, molecular function: cadherin binding; calcium ion binding. The transcript is spliced from 16 exons. Bases 160 to 2610 code for a protein of 816 amino acids. NCBI's taxonomy places the organism in Eukaryota, Metazoa, Chordata, Aves, Passeriformes, Muscicapidae.
AUUUAUUGUGCGUGGAAGUGGCAGGUGCAGACUGACUGAAGCAACCCAACACCACAGGAGGACUGAGCUUUGCUUGGAGCCACUUCAGUCUGACAGAAACAACACUUCUGGUUUUUUCACCCUGUCUGACGGGGUGGAAAUAGCUGUGGUCCUCUGGAAAUGCUGCUGGGGAAGGCCUGGGCUGCAGGGAGCUCCCACCUGCCAUGGCAGCGUCUCCUCAGGGCCCCCAUGGAGCUGCUCUUCGUCCUGCUGCUCCUGCAGGUUACUGCUGCUGACAGUUUUUCUCAUGAAAUGGAAAAUUUCAGUUUAAGACAAGCCAUCAGAAGGAAGAGUAUUCAGGGGAUGGAUUCUUAUCAGUCAGACAGUCUGCAACCUCUGAAGCGAAGAAAAAGGGCCUGGAUUAUCACCACCAUUGAUGUUCAAGAGGAGGACAAAGGACCAUUUCCCAAAUAUGCUGGAAAGCUGUUCAAUAACAGAUCAUUUAAUACAUCACUGAAGUAUUUGAUCAGUGGACCUGGGGUGGAUGAGGCUCCAGAGGUUGGACUGUUUUCCAUACAAGAUGCUGCCAAUGGAGAAGUGUUUGUCCAUCGCACCAUCGACAGGGAGAGGACCCCAGUUUUCCAGAUUCGUUUUGACGUUGAGAGCAGAAAAUCUGGUGAGCUGUUGGACAGCCCUCUGUUUUUCAGGAUAAAGGUUAAAGAUAUCAAUGACAAUGCCCCUGAGUUUUCCAUGGAAGAAUAUGGCACUACAAUAAGAGAGAACCAUAGUAAAGAUGAGCCAGUUAUCCAAGUCACAGCCCAGGACAAAGAUGAAGAGGGCACUGUGAACUCACAGGUGUCCUAUUCUAUCAGUGUGCAAAUGCCCUCUCCAGAUGGACUCACAUUCAACAUUGAUCCGACCACAGGAUCAAUAUUUCUGUCAGGAUGCCUGGAUUAUAAGACUGCCAAGUCUUUCUACCUUCUGAUCAAAGCCAGUGACCAUGGAAGUCCCCAGCUGUCAUCUACUGCAACAGUCACUGUUGCUGUUGAAGAUGCAAACAACCAUCUCCCUGUAUUUACUAGUGAUAACUACCAUCUGCAGAUUUCAGCAGGAGAAGAACAUCCAGCUGUGCUACGGCUCCAAGUGGAAGACAGGGACUCUCCCAACACUCCAGCAUGGAGAGCAAAAUACAAAAUAACAAAGGGCAAUGAGAAGGAGCAGUUCAGCAUUGAGACGGAUCCAGGCACAAAUGAAGGCAUUCUGAGUGUUAUCAAGCCUCUCAGCUAUGAAGGUGACCAUGAGAUGACACUUGUAAUUUCUGUAGCAAAUGAAGAACCAUUCUUCUGGUGUAAAAAUGGCAUUGUGACGAUCUCUGAUUUGGAAUCCACAAACACAGCUGUGAACAUCAAGGUCUUGCAAAGUGCUCCAAGGUUUCAUCCUCCUAUACUUAUUGUCCAAAAGGAAGAUUCAAUGAAGCCUGGGAGGGUAUUUCGAAAGUAUCCUGCCACAUAUCCAGAUGAUGUGCCACAUAAGAUAAAAUAUGAACUAGCUCAUGACCCAGAUGGUUGGCUGAGUGUGGAUGAGAACUCUGGUAUUCUUACUGUGGUAAAAGAAUUUGAUCAAGAAUCCCCCUCCUUGAACAACAGCCUGUACACCAUUAUUGUUCAUGCUACUGAUCAUGGCAAGCCACCACAGACUGGUACUGGCACCAUCCUGCUUUACUUGUCUGACAUUAAUGAUCAUAUGCCAGCUUUGGUGGCUCCUGAUUUAGAUGUGUGUGACAAAAAAGAAGGGACACCUCUUGUUAUAGAAGCCAAGCCUGCUCUGGCCCGUUCACAUUCAGGGCCAUUUACAUUUGAGCUGGCUGAGGACUCUGAAGAUGUGAAGCUUAACUGGACAUUAGGAAGGAACUUUGGGCAGUCAGUUGAACUUCUGAUGCUAAGAAGCCUCCCACAAGACAGCUACUUGGUGCCCAUCAUUAUUCAGGACAAGCAAGGAUUUUCCACAAGGCAGAACCAGCACAUCAGGCUCUGCUUUUGCCCAGAUGGACACACAUGUUCAUCAUAUUCACCAGUUCUACAAGCAGCAGUGGGACUUGGAAGUGGUGCCAUUGUGAUAAUACUGAUGGCUUUCUUCUUACUACUGGUCUCCAGCAUCGUGCUUUGCCACUGUUACAGGCCAGGGGCUAAAAUCAAAGCCAUUGCUCUACACCAGGAAGGUGAACAGACUUUAAUCAACUACAAUGAAGAGAGCAAAAGUUCUUUUUCUGAGGCUGGGCUGGAUAUUACACGUGGUGUUACCCCAACAACAGUGUCCACAGAGGUUGGAAAAGAAGCCAUUUCUGAGAAUCACUCUUUCACUGGUUACAAGACAUCCAGAGCAAGACACCUGGAUUGCUUCAUGCAGACAGUGGACAGAACACUGGCUCAGAAAGUGUAUUACCAAAGCAUGCUGGAAGAUUAUGGGGACAUCUGUGAACCUUGCAGAUACACUGAGGAAGGAGAAGUUUUUGAAUUAGAGCCCAGCAACUCUCCCUGCUCCAUCUCCAUUGGCAGUGAGGACUUGCCUGAUGAUUUUUUAAACACUCUGGGACCAAUGUUUUCUGCUCUGGAAGAGAUCUGUCAGAAGUGAUCUCCAUCACUCAGUUAAUGUCAGAAGUCUGUGACUAUGGUGCUGCAAAGUCUUCUGGCAGGAGCAGUGAAAAUUUCAGAAAAAAAAUCUGUGCUUGAAGGCUCUGCAGUGUUUGCAGCAUGAAGACCUGGCAUUUCAUUCUUCCUGCCUGCACUGUUUCAUGUGGGCAGCCAAAAACCUGGCAUGUCUCAAGGUCCACUGUGCAGAGGUGAUGGGAGGAUUUUGGCAUAUUUGUGCACACUGAUACAAAUAGAAGAUCUGAUAUUAAGGAUUCUCAACUCAGUAUGCAAAGGAAAAAAAACCAACCUAAAUCAACUGGGCCUGAAAUUAUAGGCAGAGUUCCAUAUGGAGAUAAGUCAGUUUUGAAAAGAGAAGGCAGUUAUCUGCUAGACCAGUGUAUAGUCCUUUCUCCAGUAAAUGGCCUCUUUAAACCCAAGAUUAAGUUUAGUACAGUGCCAUAUUUUAUAUCCAUUAUAUAUGAUAAUGAAACAUCGAUGACAAAGUUCACUCCCAAAGUUCACACACAGCUCUGCAUCAUCCCUCCUUUAGCAUGAAGGAGGCACUUUUGGUGCUUGUGUGUGUGCUGGCAUCUGCUGGCUGUUGGUAUCAUGGCACUGCUGUAAAUAAUACCCAAAAUGCUAAGAAAUUGUUGUCAGAUGAGGUUACUCCUUUCAAUAAAAUAACUUCCUGCUCUAAAUUAGCCACAAGUACCUCUGAGGGGGAAACUCGUGGAUUUCCUCAAGCACUGCUGAUAAAACAGAUGAAAUGAUAAAAAAGGGAUGGUAUUCUCUAUCAGGAAACCACAGAUGUGUAACUUUUAAAUUCUGAGGUUUGGAUUUGCCUGACUGUGUGUGAUUGGCCUCUGCUCAGUUCUGGCAUGAAGGCUGUUGAUCUUACAAUACAGAAAUGAGGGAAGAACAGCUCAGGAGAUUGUGUUCUGCCAUUAGGCAAGUUAUACAUGCAGGAAGUGUUGGAAUUAGUUACAAAUCUUAUUCCCAUUCUAUUAUAAUUUUGUGCUGAAAGAAAAAUGCUUUGCCUAAGGCAAGCACUAAGUCUGGGAGCUAACUGUUUUUGUGUUUCAAAGUUUACUUAAACAAUAAAUUAUGCUUUCACUCACAUGUUAUUAACUAAUAAUUCAAGGCUGGGAACUUCAGUCAAGUGUGAUAAAAGAAUUUGGCUGAGUGGCAGCCACGUUCUCCUAAAUGCCAGCAGCAAGGUCUGUUUACACAAUAAAUCACUCCUGUGAUAAACUGUCCUGAAAUUAUAACUCCAGAUGGAAGACUUCAAGUCAGGCCAGUGAUUUAGCAACACUGCUAAUACCUGAGGUGACAUUUUUAUUGCAGGUGAUAACCAUAUUGGUAAGAUUAGAGUUAUGCUGUGUUUUGCUCUUUCUUCUGAAAAUUACACAAGGCUGAGAAUAA